UAUCUGUUCAAGACACUAGAACCCGGUAUUAAUUUCUCGUUGUUUAAUGAGAAAAAUAAAGAUCUUUACACGCUAUUCAAGUCUAACAUGGUGGGCGGUCCAAGUAUCAUCUUCCACAGGUACCAUGAAAAACACGAAACCAAAAUCAGAGAAAAAGAAAUGAUAGCCCUGGGAAAGAAACCAAAGACAUGUCAGAAAGUAGUUGGUUACGACGCUAACGCGCUAUAUCUAUGGGCCAUCRUGCGAGAUAUGCCAACUGGACCCUACACACGUCGACGCGAAGAAAAUCUCUUCAAGAGGGAAACCAGCAUUAGGAUGGCAACRAAGUGGUUAGAGUGGGAAGCCCAUCAGAGGAACAUAUCAAUUCGUCACGAUAUGAACGAUACGGAAAAGAGAAUUGGGGACAGGMAACUACCAGUAGAUGGCUUCCAUGGUCCAUCGAGUACUGUUUUUCAAUUUCACGGUUGCUGGUGGCAUGGACAUGACUGUCAUUUGACUGAAGGGAAAGAGUAUAACGAGAGGAGGRAGAAACCUAUGGUGGAGCUGCUAGAGGAAACUCGACGAAAUUCCCAGUACAUACGCAACGAGGGAUAUUCCUUAGUAGAAAUGUGGGAAUGUCAGUGGCGAGAGCUAACGCGAGCCAAUCCUUCCUUGAGAGACUUCUUAAAAGAACRGUUUGAAAGGCCACUAGACAGUCACUGGACCCUGACUCAAAAGCAAAUUUUGGAUGGUAUAAAGAAUGGGAGUCUGUUUGGUUGCCUUGAAUGCGAUAUACGGGUCCCCGAACACCUAAAGUCCAAGUUUAGUGAAAUGUGCCCCAUUUUYAAGAAUACGAAAAUCAGUCGUGAAGAUAUUGGCGAGCAUAUGAUGYYCUUCGCUGAAGAACAAAACAUCAUGCCCACUCCGCGACGGAGUCUGAUAGGCAGUUACUUUGGAGAAAAAAUACUGUUGGCCACUCCYCUUGUAAGAUGGUACCUGAAUCAUGGGCUUGAAGUAACCAGAAUCUACCAAGUGAUUGAGUACACUCCCAUGUCUUGCUUCAAACCGUUUGGUGAGUCAGUAUCCAAUGCCAGACGUGCUGGAGAUGCAGAUCCCAAUAAAGCCAUCAUUGCUGAAACCAUGAAGUUGGUUGGAAAUUCAAGCUACGGAAAAACUAUUACAGAUCAAGAGAGRCAUCGAGACGUAAAAUUUUGCAAAGAGAAUAAAGCAAGUCAGCUUAUUAAUUCCCCAUAUUUUAGGCAGAUAGAUUUUAUUGACGAUACUACAUACGARGUGCAGUCRUGUAAGAAACGCAUCAAGUUGAAUCUACCUCUCCAGAUYGGMUUCUUYGUWUAUCAAUAUGCAAARUUGCGUAUGCUUCAGUUYUACUUUGAUUUCAUUGACAAAUAURUAGAYAGGARUGAUUUCCAAUAUUGCGAAAUGGAUACAGACUCUGCGUAUAUUGCUUUAGCUGGGGAAAGUAUCGAGSAAYUMGUSARGCCMGARUUGAAAGAKGAUUWUAAKCAARAUAURUSCAACUGGUUUCCGAGAACCGACAGUGCUGCAAAUGCAGCAUACGAUAAGCGUACCCCGGGACUGUUUAAAGAAGAGUGGUCAGGGGAUGGUAUUAUAGGUCUUUGUUCUAAGACUUACUACUGCUUUGGGGAUAGCGAUAAGUUUUCGUGYAAAGGGAUCAGUAAGAAAAAUAAUUGCAUCGACAAAGACAAAUACCUUAGUGUCUUGCUUACAAAGAAAAGUAGUGCAGGUCAAAACAAAGGUUUCAGAGUUGUGAAUAACAGUAUUUACACGUACAAUCAAAUUCGGAACGGGUUUUCGUAUUUUUAUCCGAAGCGMAUAGUGUUAGAGGAUGGUAUCACCACAAUCCCCUUAGAUAUUUAA
Molecule: messenger RNA, 1878 nt
Organism: Actinia tenebrosa (Australian red waratah sea anemone)
Lineage: Eukaryota; Metazoa; Cnidaria; Anthozoa; Actiniaria; Actiniidae
Source: RefSeq, a predicted model, not a curated record